This is a messenger RNA of Chelmon rostratus (copperband butterflyfish), 2545 nucleotides long. It is a transcript of the gene ggcta, whose product is annotated as gamma-glutamylcyclotransferase a. The coding region runs from base 356 to 877 and encodes 173 amino acids. Gene Ontology annotation, molecular function: gamma-glutamylcyclotransferase activity. The transcript has 4 exons. The record is from RefSeq and is a predicted model, not a curated record. NCBI's taxonomy places the organism in Eukaryota, Metazoa, Chordata, Actinopteri, Chaetodontiformes, Chaetodontidae.
UGAUCCAGAAAAAUAUUGCAAAUGAAAUGGCUAAAAACAAUUUGCAACCCAUAUAUAUUUCCUCGCGGUGCAUAUUAUAGUUAUAGUGGGCAAAAUGCUCGGCAGGUUAAUAUAUUGCUCUGAUUAAUGUCCGGCCUUUCCGCUUUCAACUAAGAGCGCUGCCGCAAACGAGCGACAGCAGACCAAGUUGCUCACUGGAUGUUGAUUAACAGCCAGCCGGCCAAUCUCUGCCCCGACGACAGUGACACAAAGACAGUCUGUGGGAAGCAUGUCGACGCUGACAGCCCUGUAAAUAUCGAGUUUUGCUCUGCUCCCACGUGUCGUCCAGCCGGCAGAAAUCCACGAAGAACAAAAGAUGUCUGGUGCUGAAAACGGUCGCUUCAUGUAUUUCGCUUUUGGAAGCAACUUGUUGAAGGAAAGACUGCAACUGGCAAACCCCUCGGCGACAUUCUGCACUACUGGCCGACUGAAGGACUAUGAGCUGAAUUUUGGCCUGUGGGAGAAACAUGCAGACAACACUUGGCAUGGUGGAGUCGCCACCAUUGAGUGCCAUCCAGGGGCAGAAGUGUGGGGGGUGGUCUGGACUUUGAGCAUCGAAAACCUGGAGAGCCUCGACAACCAGGAAGGGGUGAACCUGGGAAAGUACUCCCCCCUGGAGGUUUCAGUGGAGACUGAUAAAGGAAUGAUGCUCUGCAGGACUUACCAGAUGAACAAUUUCCAUGCCUGUCCUCCCUCUCCUCAGUACAAACAGGUGGUGUGUCUGGGUGCAGAGCAGAAUGGGCUCCCCAUGGAGUACCUGAAGAGGCUGGAGGCCAUUCAGACCAACAACUACAGUGGCCCCUCAAUUCUUGAUCAAAUCAGACCAGUUUUGAAGUAGAGAUCCAAAGUUCAAGACUGAGACUUUAUGAACAGAACAGAAUGUGUAAAAAGCUAGUAACAAGUGAAGGCUGAAGGACUGAUACUCAGUUAUGAAACUGAAUUGGCACCACUGUGUGCCCAUUAGUUAAUAGUGCAUGCACUUCACAAUGAAACGUUCGGCUGGCCCCAACAGAGACAUUAUUAGGGCUGAACAAUAUGUAAAAGUCAUAUUGCUAUUAUAUUGACAGGUACUGCAAUAAGUCACGAUUAGUGUGUAUAGUCAUUGCAUUUUUCAUUUUCACUGAAAAAAAAACACAAAAAUGUCCUUUUUCAUGCAAACAAGCAUGGUCCCUUUCUGUCUGGAGGAAAUGAUUUGUAGGCUGGGACUUAUUUUAAAAUGGUACGCUGUGACAAAUUUGACCUUCAUCAAAAACUUGCAGCUCCUGCAAUACGACUGUUGCACUUAAUUGAGUUGUGAUUUGAGGUAUAUUGACAAAUGUAUUUAAUUUCAGAGCAUCACAAUUGAACAUGUGCAUUGCAGGAAGAAAAUUAUUUAAUUCCAGAAUUUCUCAGGGGAAUAUUGAACACUGAUGAAACACCCGUAAGACCUUUAUUGCACUGCCUUUGUUAUGACUAACUAUUAUGAUCUGUCCCUGUUGACAAAGGAAGAAAGAGAAGCCUGAGGUUUUGACUGAUUUUACAGGUUAUUAUUAAAGAAAUAUACCUUGGGGUGCUUUCAUGAUGCUUGAUUAAAAAUGUCACUUUUUAUUACCAAAUGGAAAAAUAAAAAUGAUCAUUUACGUAAAAGGAAACCACUUUAUUCUUUACAACACAGUGGCCUUGAACAGAAUGAGAAUUUGUACCUCUCCCAACAUUCUUGAUCCACUCGGACUUAUAGAAAAUACAUGUAUAGUACAAAAAAAAAGUUCUCAGGAGAACAUAAGAUAGAUGUUGACCCCCCCCAUAACAUGUUUUAUGUUUUGUUGAAUCUCUAGGUUCUGUGGCAUUAAAAAGUUUGCCCAUCUCUGGUCGAAAUUUCUGUUAUGAAAAAUCUAGACUAGACUAGAAGAUGAUCUGAAAGUAAUAAAAAUAGCGAUGAAACAUUCUCUAACAUUUUAAGCAGGAUUAGUGUAUUAUUUUGUUUUGUCCCCUCAAACUAUUUGAUCUCUCAGAUAGCGUUUAAUUAGCUUGUUAGGUCGCUAACAUUGCUCAGAGCUUUUAAGGCAAAUCAAAGCUCCUCGCGUGGAUUUAACAGACACUGUUCUACUGUGCAGUAUCACCAGCACAAAUAUGAGCGUCAUGGAGGAGUCAGACAACCUUUCCUGUGUCCUCGCCACAAAAUUCAGCAUCAGUAGUUUGCAGAGACACAUCUAGACCAGCCUGAUGCAUUUUGGAAAGAAUUUGUGUGGACUAUAACUUUUUUGUCUGGAGAGAAAAGGGUGUGUAAUGUCAUGAAAACACAGUUGGAUCGAUCAUGCUUUGGGCUUAGGGCCAUGGCCCUCCCACUCCCCCAACCUAAACAUCAUUGAAACGCUGUGGAUAGACCUCAGAUAAGCAGUGCCUGCAAGACAGCCCAAAAAUCUCGCACAACUAGAAGCGUUCUGCAGGGAGGAAUGGGUGAGAGCUGUGAUACUUGCCAUAGAGUGAGUUACUGAAUACUAACCAUGCAGGGAGCUCAAACUUUGGC